This is a messenger RNA of Drosophila navojoa, 4992 nucleotides long. It is a transcript of the gene SoYb, whose product is annotated as Sister of Yb. Gene Ontology annotation, molecular function: nucleic acid binding; ATP binding. The record is from RefSeq and is a predicted model, not a curated record. Gene Ontology annotation, biological process: germ-line stem cell division. NCBI's taxonomy places the organism in Eukaryota, Metazoa, Arthropoda, Insecta, Diptera, Drosophilidae.
GAGCCGAAGCAGCACAAGGAGCCGGAGCAGCAAAAGGAGCCGGAGCAGCAAAAGGAACCGGAGCAGGGCGGAACGGCGAAGACCAUUCUGAUUACGCAUUAUGUGAAUCCGCAAUUGUUCUGCUACGUGCAGCUGGAGCACCUGCAGACUGCGGCCAUUUCUGUGCAUGCUGCAGAGGAGUGUUUGCUGGAGUUUUGUCGUUUGGAUCGCCAGCGCAACAGCUAUUAUCCGGAUAAAUAUGUCAUUAUGCACUAUCGGCCGAUGGCGAAAAUGCUGCGAGGGCUCGUCGUUGCUUAUCUGGAACGCGACAAGUUUCUGGUGUGGGCCAUUGACUAUGGCUUCAGCGUCUACUGCAAUACGAAGGAUUUGUACCCGUUGCCGUACCAUCUGCAUGAGCGCUACAUCGAUAUCGAAUGGGGUGGCAUUCAAUGUGUGGUGCCGCGCACGGGCGAAUCGUGGUCCGACGAGGCAGUGCGAUUGUUCGACCAGCGCCUGGACGAAGCGCAGCGACUGAUCUUCAGGGUUCGGCAUAGCAGCGAGGAGCAUCAGAGCUUUGGUCAGCUGCUGAUGGACGAUCCGCCGGUGGAUGCGGCUACCUAUUUGGUAGAGAAGCAAUGGGCGCGAAUGGAAAGCGAGGAGGUCAGUAUAGCGUUUGCUCGAGAGUUCCAGCCGAUGAGCCAAAUCGAUUCGGCGGAGCCGAAUGAGGAAGAUAUUAGGCCCAGUUUACGUGUCUUUACUGUGCUCCAGAUGGUAGCUUCUAGCCAGCCAGCUCAAAUACAACAGCAGCUAACCCCAAGCUGUCCGCUUAGCAAAGAGUCCAAGGCAUACUUGGAUUCCAUUUUUAAAAAUAGGUAUCAUAAACUAGGCGCCAUGACCCGUAACCUCAAGUGCCCCUCAAAGCAGCUUGUUCGGUUGGAGGGCCUUGCUCGGUUACGUGAAAAGCUUGAAGUACCCCAAUCAGCGAAGCGCCUCAGCAGAAUUAAGAGCAGAACCGAUGGCUCCGUCGAUACGGCGCUCUUUCGCCCCAAAAGCAGUUCCACGGAAAAUAAGACCGAAGCUGACCAGCACUCGCCCCGCAAAGUCCGCUUCAAUACGGAUGUGCAUGAAUCAUCCUCAAGUGGAGUGGAAAAUGAUACUGAUUCCUUGUAUACUGAUAUAAUCCACCCGCUCCCCGAAAUACCAACUGAAGUCCAGAAACCCUCAAUCAAUGAUAAACUGCAGCUUAUUGGCUAUGGGCUAAAUAAUUUAUCCUCGGCACAGACUUCAUCCCUGUCUGCCGAUUCGGAAAAUACAAGCGAGUUCGUAAAGAUCAUUCAGCCUUAUCCAAAUAAAGUGAUUUGUGUCCCCGAUAGAUCUGUGAAGAGGGACUCAAUGAGUGCAAGUCAGGAUCAGACUUCAUCCCCCAAUUUGAAUAAACAAGUUAAUAAAAUAUUCAUCCCGAAAGCCAUUAAGAACAGUGAAAGCCAACCCAUGCGACCGGAUAUAAUGAAAGCUAUUCCUGAUCCAUGCAAAAAUAUGGAAGCUCUUACGAAGCCGGAUAAUCCUGGACACUACACGUUGAGCAAGGAGCCUAUUAAACCAACUCAAGAGACGUCUUCGGGGUUGAGUUUGGAUGCGCUGGAGCGCAUCUAUAAGGAAUACUCAAAUAGAAACAAUAAUCCGCUAUCGUCGCGCAAACCGCUUGAGCGGCAGCGCAUCUGUAAUGCAAUCCGUUUGCCAGUUGAGACUAAUGCAAAAGCCACAAGCUCAGCCCCUGAGCUCUGCGGCCUGGAGACACAAGUGAUUGCGCAUAGCACGAUCCCGGUGCAGCCGGCUCGCAGCUUAGGCAGCUCGCAGUUCUGCCCGGAGGUGCUGAAGGCCAUGCAGGCGAUGAAUGUGAGGCCAACGAUGGCCACGCAGCGCUACGCCUGGCCGCACCUGAUGCAGGGCCGUUCCCUGGUGCUGGUGGACCGCAUUGACAGCGGACGCUCCUGGUGCUACUUGCCCACGCUGUGCUCCCAAGUGAUGAGCUCGAUGCGAGCGACGGGCAGUGGCACCAGCCUGGGUCCCGUCGCACUGCUGCUGGCCGACUCCGUUGUCAAAGCCGAGGCUCUGUUCAAGCAAUGCGAUCAGCUGAUGGCUGGCCACAAGACGAACAGCCUGAAGGUGGUCAACUCGCACGAGCACUGUGGCCUAGAGUUGCGACUGCGCCUGCUCAACUCGUGCGGCAUCCUGGUCACAACGCCCACCCACUUGAAGCAGCUGCUGCAGGAUGAGAUGCAGCUGAUCGAUCCACGUCGCCUGAAGCACUUCAUCAUCGAUGACUUCGAUCGCAUGUAUGCGGCUCAGUCCGCUCUGCUCAACGAACUGCUGCAAUUGCUGCAGGGCAUUUCCAAGCUCCGGUUGCAAUUCGUGCUUAUCGCGCAGCAGUGGCAUGGAAAGGUCUUUCUCGAACUGUUGCGGCGCUUCGACGAUAAUCCUCUGCUGCUCUUCGGCGACUUCCUCGAGGCGGCCGUCUAUGGCCGGGUCAAGCUCAAUGUGGCUGUGCUGCAUAGCGAUAGGAAGAUCGCACAGCUGCUCGACUAUUUGGCAGCUCAAAGUCCUCUGAAGCGACGCAUAAUCAUCUACUGCAAGGACCAGAAGGAGUUGGCUGUGCUGCGUAAGGCCUUGACCGAGGCGGGCUAUGACUGCAUUGAGUCCAUUGAUGCCGCUAGGCAGCAAGUGCAACAGUUGCUAUUGGCCACGGAUGCAAUGCAGCAAACUCCUCUCCCUGUGGGCAAUUUCGAGCUAAUGAUUCACUACAGUCUGCCCGAUUCUUGGUCCAAGUUCUCGUAUCGCUUUCAUGUUUUCAGAGAGAAUAUCAACAACUAUCUGUCGGGCCAAAAGCUGACUACGAGGAUCGUCUCCUUCGUCAUCCUGGACGAGAGCAAUAGCCACGAGCUGCCGCGUCUGGUGCAGUUCUUUGAGGCGCACGACUUUAAGAUGAGCGAGCAGAUGCAACAAAUGGUGGCCAGCUGUCGCCAGCAGAUAGAUGAAAGUCGUCAGCUCUGUCCGCAAAUCCUGAGCAGCGGUAAGUGCGUUCAGUUGUAUUGCAACCGGAGGCAUCAUCCAAUCCGUGAGGACUUCCUGGGGCCCGGCCAGGCUGCUCUGUGGCAACCCGGCACUAUGGUGCGCGGCAACAUCAUCAAGGUGUACGAUCCGGUGCACUUUGCCAUUAUGCCCGUCAGCUUCAGGAGCAGCGAGCACCGCUCCUGGCAGAGUGCCCCUAAUAUGGCCACCCGGCGCAACCUAAGCACCGAGCUCGACUUGCACAUGAGCAGUGCGCGAAAUCGCCGACCCAAGCGUACACUGAAAAUGUCCGACGUCUGUGUUCUGCGCCGUCGACUCAAAUACCAACGCGUUCGAAUUGUGGAUUUGUCCGAGCGCCUGGUGGUUGUGCAGCAAAUGGACAAGGGCACAGAGCUGCUGAAGGUGCAAUCUAUGGAUCUAUUUGAGUGUGAUGAACGUUUCGCAGUGGAGCCACCGUUGGCCAUCGACGUCCGUCUGUGUGGGCUGAUGCCACCCAUUGGCGAGGGCGACUGGCAGAAGGAGGCGAAGGUGUGGGUGACGGAGCUGCUGAGCAACCUCAGUGAAAAUCAGCAUUUGCAGUUAACCGUGGAGCUGAGCAUGUUCAAUGUGGUCUAUGCGAAUGACAUGGCCGUACUGCAGGAUUGCCCAGCGCUGCAGACGUGCGUGAGGGCUACGCAACUGCACGAUGAGCUGAUCCUUCGGAACUACGCCAAAUCGGAUGUGCAAAUCCUAAAAGACUUGCACAAGCUGCAUGUCGAGGUGGUCAACAAGCAGAAGCAAUUUCAAGCAGAAUUGCCUUGCUUAGAGGCUGGCCCAAGGGCAGACGACGAGCAGGUGAAGCAGCUGGAACAAGACAAGGCUAAGCAGGAUGAGGGUGUUGAAGAGCUGCACAAAGGAACAGACUGUGUAGAGAAUGGCGAGCUGAUGCAAUCCGCUUCCAGUGCCCAGAUAAAUUCCUUAGAUAAACAGUCGGCAACAGAGAUCCACUCCAAUUCCGAAACCUGUGCAGAGGAUCUGGAGAAGAUUGCCACCAAAGUGAAUAUCGAGCAAGACCAAACUGAAACCAAUUGUCCAGCUAACCACUUGAUUAACGGGGAUGCACUAGCUCCCAAGGAACCAAUUGAAAUAACUGAGCUUCAUCAGGAGCCAUCUCAGCCAAAUGACUUCGACCUCAAAGACAUCAUGUAUUCACUUAUGGAGAUUCUGCUGAUGGAGCUGAAUUCCGAUGAUGCAGCGCUCAAAGAGUCCGCUAAUACUAUGAUGCAGGAAAUACUGGCAACUGAUGACACAAGCCCCCAAAAACCAAAUAUUCCGAAAAAGGAAAGCAAUGAUGAUAUUUUGCCAACGUCCAAGCUACAGUUAACACCCGCUAGGUUGGCCAGUGCCUUACGCUGUGCCGCCGUCGCCGACAACGCAGUGCGUCCAAGGGUGUGCUGGCAUCAGACUCUGCUGCAGAUCGAGCUCAUCAUCGAGCAGGAAGUGCCACAAUACCAGCUCGUGCAUCAGGACAAUGUCCUCUUCUAUCAGGUCACAGAGACGACGCCGCCGCAGCGCUGCAUACUCAAUCUGCUGGGCGAGGUGAAGAUAUUAUCGGAGCAGCAGCACGGCUAUCGACUGCACAUUAAGCUGGCCAAGGUUGGCCUCCAUGUCUACUGGCCCACUUUGCUGGACUCUUUGUCGGCGCAGCAGCACUGCCAUUGGCUGGCCUAUGACUCGGAGCACGCCAAGAUUCCUCAGUGCGACACGGGUCGCAUACACUGGAUGCGCUACAUCCGCCAUCAAUAUGUUCAGGAGGAGGGCGAAAGCGACGAUGGCGAUGAUUGGCCAUCGGAUGAAUUGAGUGAUUUGUCGGAGAUAGAUGUCGGUGUAAAGGAAACUGAAGAUAUAUAGAAACUCUCUAUAAGAGACUGAUGUAUCAAAUAUUUUUUAAACUAUGUUUGCUUC